Colletotrichum aenigma is the source of this 411-nucleotide messenger RNA. RefSeq lists its product as uncharacterized. The record is from RefSeq and is a predicted model, not a curated record. Gene Ontology annotation, cellular component: cytosol; nucleus. Bases 1 to 411 code for a protein of 136 amino acids. The transcript has 3 exons. NCBI's taxonomy places the organism in Eukaryota, Fungi, Ascomycota, Sordariomycetes, Glomerellales, Glomerellaceae. Gene Ontology annotation, molecular function: DNA binding.
AUGGACGACUCCGAGCUUGACCAGAUUCGCAAGGCCCGCCUCGAGCAGCUCAAGGCGCAGGCCGGGGCUGGAGGAGGUUCCGGCGGCGGCGGCGGCGGUUCCCAGCAGAAGCAGGCCGAGCAGAGGCAACAACAAGAAGCCGAAGCGAGACAACAGAUCCUCAACCAGAUCCUCCACCCCGAGGCCGCGGACCGGCUGGGCCGCAUCCGCCUCGUCAAGGAGCAGCGCGCACAGGACGUCGAGAACAGGCUCAUCAUGCUCGCGCAGUCGGGGCAGCUGCGCAGCAAGGUCACCGAGGCGCAGCUCAAGGAGCUGUUGGCUGCCGUCGCGGAGAACAAGGAGGAGGAGAAGAUUGUGGUCAGCCGAAGGAAGGGAUGGGACGACGACGACGAUGACUUGCUGGAUCUGUGA